Messenger RNA from Solanum dulcamara, 1146 nucleotides. RefSeq lists its product as uncharacterized. NCBI's taxonomy places the organism in Eukaryota, Viridiplantae, Streptophyta, Magnoliopsida, Solanales, Solanaceae. The transcript has 3 exons. The coding region runs from base 1 to 1146 and encodes 381 amino acids. The record is from RefSeq and is a predicted model, not a curated record.
AUGGUGGAUUCUGGAGCAGAAGCCAACAUCAUGACCAAGACGGCAGCAGCAAGGUUGGGGCUAAGUUAUGGGCCAAGCAACACCCGCCUGAAGAUGGUCAACUCACCAUUGACUCCCGUGUGCAGAGUCACUCAUGGAGUGGACAUUACGUUGGGCAAGUGGCAAGGUAAGACAAGCUUCACUGUCGCCCCCUUAGAUAUCUUUGAUAUCAUCCUUGGACAGGAGUUCUUCCAACGGUACCACACGAUGAUCGAUCCUUACCUCCAACAACUCUUGGUGAUGGGGCGAAAGGGACCCUGCAUGGUACCUCUAGUCAAGAUGCCAAAGAAGGAAGGACAAGCCUACCUGUCGGCCAUGCAGCUUGUGAAGGGCCUAAAGAAGGGGGAUCCGACAUUCGUAGCCACCAUUGCGAGCUUGGAUGAAGGCAAUGGUUCUAAGGAGACACUGCCACUUUGCAUAGAGAAGGUGCUUGAAGAAAACAAAGACGUGAUGCCCAAAGAGUUACCAAGACACCUACCUCCAAGGUGCGAGGUAGACCACAAGAUCGAGCUGGAGCCAGGAGCAAGGUCGCCCGCAUACCCACCAUACCGCAUGGCUCCACCCAAGUUAGAGGAGCUGAGGAAGCAGUUGAAGGAGCUCCUCGAGGCCGGUCAUAUCCGUCCAUCCAAGGCACCUUAUGGCGCACCGAUACUUGGACAGGCCAAGUACUUUACCAAGGUGGAUUUAAGGAAGGGCUACUACCAGGUCUUGCGCGAGAAUGAGCUUUUCAUCAAGUGGGAGAAGUGCGAGUUCGCCCAACCUGAAGUGCACUUCUUGGGACAUGUUAUCAACCAGGGAGAGCUACGGAUGGACGAAGCAAAAGUUCGGGCCAUCAAAGAGUGGAAGGCACCCACAAAGGUAACCAAACUUAGAUCUUUUCUUGGACUUGCUAACUAUUACCGCAGGUUCAUUAGCGCCUACUCCGCCAAAUCCGCUCCACUUACUGAGCUAUUGAAGAAGAAUAAGCCAUGGGUUUGGAGCGAGGAGUGCAAGGGGACCUUUGAAGACCUCAAGGCUGCCGUGACAGAGGAGCCGGUCUUAGCGUUGCCUGACUUCUCCAAGACAUUUGAAGUGCAUACGGAUGCCUCUGACUAUGCCAUUGGAUGA